CUGACUAUUGCCAAUUUGCGUUAUUUCGUUCUAAAACAAUGUCAAGGCUCAUGUAGUUUUUAAGAUACGUUAUGUAAUACAGUGGACGCAGGAAAGAAGGGCAUACUAUUCUUGAUACAUUGUUUUUUAUUCUCCGAAAGUGUGGAUUUUUAGCUCUGCUUAUAGAACGGUCCAAGUGUGUUCGUUUAUCGUGGAAAAUGUCUGCACCACACGUACGGUUUCAACUGGGAUACGCGAAUGAAGCCCUAAGUUAUCAAAGUCCGUGGAGUCACUAUUCAGGACGAGUCAAUAUAUAGGACGAUGGAUAAAAACAAUCAUCGUUUCGUCUGCCGGAUAACCGAACUACUCGGUAGUGAAGCGGACGUAAAACCUAUCAAUCAAUCAACAAUCAUCGUUAAUUUUUUCUGUCAUUGCUGGUAAUCAAAGACUUAUAUGAAUUCGACGCGAUAACGAAAACGAGUUUUUGUAUCUUGUAUAAGGACGACAACAGUCUAUAUAUACCUAGUACGAUGGCCGUCGAAUCGGGAGAGAAUCUGGCUAAUGAGCUUAUACGUUCGUUUCUGACUCUGGAGAAGAUAGAUAUUAACAUAUUCCGAGCUUCCCCGGUGAACCUGUGGAAACCAAUAGCUGGUCGAUUUGUGUACGGAGGACAGGUGGUUGGUCAAGCUUUGGUUGCAGCAUCCAAAACUGUGGAUGAAGACUACCAUGCCCACAGCUUACAUUGCUACUUUCUCAAAGGAGGUAACCCCAAUCGUCCGAUUUUGUAUCAUGUGGACCGCACCCGAGAUGGUAAGACAUAUUCUGCACGUAAUAUCAAGGCCACACAGGACGGUAUUCCAAUCUUCACAAUGCAGGCCUCUUACAAGACUGAGGAAGUGGACCAGCUCCAGCACCAAUUUACCAUGCCAUCUGUUCCUGGCCCUGAUGAACUCAAGGAUUCCGAAGACUUCUUAAGAACACAGCUCAAUGAGGACUUGUCUGACAAUCGUAGAACUCUGAUCCUCAAAAUUCUGGAGGAGAAGAUCCAUGUGGAGAAACGUCCUGUUAACCCAGAGGUAUACCAUCAUACGGAACAGGGGGAGCCAAAGCGCUUUGUCUGGGUCAGAGCUAUAGGUGAAAUAGGAAGUGAUCUGAAGCUACAUCAGUGUGUUGCUGGAUUUAUCUCCGACAUAGCCCUCCUUGGAGCUGCAGUACAGCCCGCCCCUCGCAACUACUCACCAAGCUUUAUGGCUUCCCUUGACCACAGUAUGUGGUUCCACAACCCCUUUAAGGCCAAUGAAUGGAUGUUGUACGAGAUUGAGAGUCCCCAGUGUGGGGCAGGCAAGGCUCUGUCCCUUGGGCGAUUGUGGAAACAGGAUGGCACCCUAGCAGUGUCGGUUGCACAGGAGGGUGUGGUGCGCACCACACAGACCGAGUCUAAACUGUAAUAUUGCCAUUGUUCUAUGGAGUUUGCUGUGUAUAAACAGAAGUACAAGAUGGCCUUCAGUCAUUGUUGUGGGGUUCACCUUUGAAGAAAGUCAAAUUAAGGCAGUGUCUGCAACUGUAAGGAAGGUCUAGUCCAAGCUACAUGCAAGACAUUUUGACUUUGCAAGGCAGAUAGCGUCUAAUCAACUUUAUCCUGCAAGAAGUCCAGAGGGCCUACACGUAAUCUGACUCGAAUUUGUGAGGUGGGCUUAUUAAAGGGCAAUGAAAUGGUAUUUGUUGGCAUUUUUAUUGAAUAACAUUAUAUAAUGGUGGGCGUACUUCAAGGUUUCAGUUAAUUGCCAGUUAAGUACCGUCAGACACUGUUUUACCUCGCAAGACAGAGUUUGAGUCAAGACAUGAUGGUUUUGUGUGAGAAGUAGAACCCAUGAAUAUAUAGUCUGCAAAGAUGUCCAAGUGAAGAAACUGUCUGAUGCAGUAUUUUAUCAGUGUCAUUGAUGUACAUGUAUGUCAUACAAUGUAAUCAGAUAAGAAAUGCUUUAGCAUUGAGGCAAACCCUGUUAUAAAUCUCACUAUGGUGUAACAUAACUGACUUCUUGAUAUCAGGGAUUAAUAGAAUCUUGAACCUCCUUCAGGUGAGUUAAGGGAAUCUCAACCCUCUGGAAAAGAUUCUUAAGUUGCUGAACACGUGGCUGUUGAGUGUUCAGCAACUUAAGAAUCUUUCCCAGAGGGUUGAGAUUCUCCAUCCCACCUCAAGGGGGUGAACGAUUCUUUUUCUCUUACCCUGUUGACCGUCUUAUACACAAUUCAGUGGUGACUUUACAUCCUCAAUGCAUUGUUGAUGUAAUGUCAUUGUAUUGUUGAUGUGACAUCAUGCAAUUGUUUUGACAGGGGAAUUUCCCCCGUCGCAACCCUAGGGUGAGACAAGGAUAUCUUACACUGGGUAAAGGGUGGACUCAUCUGUCCAGGGUAAGAGAAAAAGUGGGGACUAUAUAAAAUAAAUGUAAAACAGUAUGUAUUGUUUGUGUCAUAUACCUUGAUCAUGUUAGUUCAUAACCCGAGGGCUUUAUUGUGUCCUAUUACAUGUAUAAUACAUGUAAUAGGACACAAUAAAGCCCUCGGGACUAUAUGACUUUAAUACAAGUGCUAUUUUAUUGGCUGCGAGAACCAUUGCUUCUAGGUACAAUCGUUUUGAUUUUAUUGUGAUUUUUUUUAUAUCUUUAAUAAUCUGUAAUUUUACAUUAUUGGACCAUAGAUCUAUGGUCCUAUAAUACAACAAGAGGCCCAUGGUCACCUGAGCUAUGUAAAAACUGAUGUUAUCGAUGUUGCCAAAUGAAAAAGAAAUCAUUUUGUAACAAAGGUAACUACAACUACAUGUUAUAAUACAAAAAUUCAAAUUACAAUUAAUAACGAUCGGACCAAGAAGGUACGGUUCUCGCAGCUACUAUUUUAUGAGCCGUUAUGCAAAGCAGGUGCUAGUGUUUUUGUUGACAAAACAGCAUGCUACUUUCUAGUCAUUCCACUCUAUUAAAAAGAGAGAGAGCGAGAGAGAGAAAGAGAGAGAGAGAGACAUAGAGACAUGCUUUGUUAAAAUAUGUUUCACGUCAUGAAAUAUAGAAAUUCAAUCCUAUUUAAUGUAAUAAAAUUUCUGAACCAAAUAUUGGUCGUGCAAUUUAAUUUAACUAUAUUAAAAUCAUUUAAAGCAAAUGUG
Molecule: messenger RNA, 3133 nt
Organism: Mizuhopecten yessoensis (Yesso scallop)
Lineage: Eukaryota; Metazoa; Mollusca; Bivalvia; Pectinida; Pectinidae
Product: acyl-coenzyme A thioesterase 8-like
Exons: 5
Coding region: 510-1427 (305 amino acids)
Biological process (GO): acyl-CoA metabolic process; fatty acid catabolic process
Cellular component (GO): peroxisomal matrix
Molecular function (GO): fatty acyl-CoA hydrolase activity
Source: RefSeq, a predicted model, not a curated record